AUGCGCGGCUCACCGCAUAGCUCGUUCUUCAGCAGCGAGUCCAGCUCUACCAACAUGGAGUCUCUCUCAGAGUCGUCAUCAUCAUCUUGCCCAGACGCGCCUCUAAACACGCCAAAACCAAUAUUCUCCAAAGGGUCUAUAUCGCCCUCGCCACUUCAAAAGAAUUUCGGUCCCGAUCUGUCUUUGUUGAUAUCCACCACUGAUACGUUUGGAGGUGUGGUUCGCGAUGAGUAUGGUGAUGAUGAAGAUUCGAUGCAGACGCACUCGGUUUCCUCCGUGAUAGAGAUCGAACAGGACGUCGAUGGGCAAGAAAUAGAAUAUGCAGAGGAAUCGUUGGACUGGAUUGCCCAAGCAAUCGCGCCUUUACGUGAAUUCGUCGUUCCCGCCAAUCCACGCCAGUUGUUUGCAGAUCUACAAGAAGUCGCGGAGGGAGACAGCGGCUCGGUGUACGCUGCGAGAGUCUUGAAACAUGACGUCGUCGGCGUUCCCACGUCUUCAUCUCAUCUUGCCAUCAAGAGCAUCGCGAUCCCGCAAACGGGCUCGGCCAAGUUCAAAGAUCUGCAGCGAGAGAUGAAGGUGAUGAAGGGGAUCAGGCACGAGAAUAUCCUGUGCAUGGAUGCGCUGUAUGUGGACCUUGUGGAUGACUCGUUGUGGAUCAGGAUGGAGCUUAUGGAGAGGAGUUUGGCGGAUGUGGUGGGUCUUGUGAGCGAGGGUCUUUCUCUACAGGAGCGCAUGAUUGGGAGAUUUGCAAGCGAUGUAUUACUCGCUCUGGAGUACUUGCAGAAACAACAUAUUGCGCAUAGGGAUGUGCGGUCAGAUAACCUGCUAUUGAAUUCAAGUGGUGUAGUUAAACUUGCGGACUUUUCAAAUGCCGCUCGACUCGCUCGAGAUGCGCCAAUGUGCUUUGAGGCCGUCGGGGUGAUAUACUGGCAGGCACCAGAGAUGAGAGCUGGCGCCUAUAACGCAAUGAAGGUAGAUGUAUGGUCAUUGGGCGCUACUGUUUGGGAGUUGGCCCAGACGGAGCCGCCAUUCGCUGAUGUGCAAGAUCCUCGCGAAAUUGGCGAUCAGUGGCCUUCUCUAAGUCAUCCUGAAUAUUACUCACGAGCUUUCCACGAUUUCUUGCGUCUUUGCUCCCGACCUUCUUCUUCGAGGCCGAAUCCCAGUGAGCUGUUGAACACUCCCUUCAUUAGAAAUGCCUGUGGACGUGCCGUCAACGUCCAACUCCUUUCACAAUGUAGAGCCAUCGAGGAGAACAUCAUGCAAAGGGAGAACGAUAAUUCAUAA
This is a messenger RNA of Serpula lacrymans var. lacrymans S7.9, 1284 nucleotides long. RefSeq lists its product as uncharacterized. The transcript has 7 exons. Lineage: Eukaryota; Fungi; Basidiomycota; Agaricomycetes; Boletales; Serpulaceae. Gene Ontology annotation, molecular function: ATP binding; protein serine/threonine kinase activity; protein tyrosine kinase activity. Gene Ontology annotation, cellular component: cytoplasm. The record is from RefSeq and is a predicted model, not a curated record. Bases 1 to 1284 code for a protein of 427 amino acids. Gene Ontology annotation, biological process: regulation of MAPK cascade; protein phosphorylation; intracellular signal transduction.